AUGGACCUCCGCCAGUACCUUGUCGCACCGUAUGAGCAGAGUCCGCAGCCCCAGCAGUAUGAAGAAGUCUUGACGCGCGAACAGGUCGUCAGAGGCCUGGCCGCUCAUCCAGAUCUCCUAGCCUCCAUCAUCAGAAGCGGCAGCACAUCUCCCCCUCCCGCCCUUACUACCCCUCCUGUCCCCACCAGUCCCAGAGUAGGAAGCCACGGUAGCAAGAGAUCUCAAGAUCUUGUUCCAUUCGCCCCCAUGUCCGGCCCGGGUACAACCAACGACGACUCUCCGGUCCCUCCCGCCAUAAAGGCUCCAAGCAUCCUGGCCGCCAGUCCAACUCCCACCCACACCUCCCCCACUACCCUAAACAACCAAAACCGCCUUCGCAAACAAGAACGAUACGCCAAAAGAAAAGCAACCAUCUUUGCCCACGCCGAAACCCGCAGAACCAGGCAAAAUGCCAAGUAUCUGGAUGCCAUCCCAUAUCUCAACAAUGAUGUCCCUUAUGGCACAAGCUGCGAUGUUACGACCAAGAGCCGUGUUUGCUUCUUCUGGUAUCAUGGUCUUUGCACUAAGAAGGGCAAGGAGUGUAGGGAUGCGCAUGUUUUGAUGGAGAUACCGGGGUUUGUGCAGCCACCUGAGGGAUUCGUGCAUCAGGAGAAGUGUCUGAGGGAUUGGUGUCCUGGAGAUUGGAUGUGGGAGCAUGAUCCUGAUGCUCUUGAUGUCGCUGAAGCUCUCGACACUGCUGAAGACGUUCCUGGCUUUGCUGAGGAGGAAGACUUCGAAAUGUUCGAUGGCGAGGACAUGGAUAUGUGA
This is a messenger RNA of Aureobasidium subglaciale EXF-2481, 807 nucleotides long. RefSeq lists its product as uncharacterized. The transcript has a single exon. The record is from RefSeq and is a predicted model, not a curated record. Gene Ontology annotation, molecular function: metal ion binding. Bases 1 to 807 code for a protein of 268 amino acids. NCBI's taxonomy places the organism in Eukaryota, Fungi, Ascomycota, Dothideomycetes, Dothideales, Saccotheciaceae.